AUGUCGGGAGGUAGGAGCAUCGACAAAGAGCGCAAGUCGCCCAGGGAAAGCGGUGAGGACUCUGAGGAUGAAAGCGAAAUCCUAGAAGAAAGUCCCUGCGGCCGCUGGUUGAAACGUCGUGAAGAGGUGGAACAGCGCGAUGUUCCCGGGAUCGACUGCGCUCACCUCGCGAUGGACACCGAGGAGGGUGUGGAGGUUGUGUGGAACGAGGUGCAGUUCUCAGAGAGGAAGAACUUCAAGGCACAGGAGGACAAGAUACAGAUGGUGUUCGACAACCUCACCAGGCUGGAACACCCCAACAUAGUCAAGUUCCAUCGGUACUGGACAGACACUCACAACGACAAGCCGAGGGUCAUAUUCAUAACGGAGUACAUGUCCUGCGGCUCGCUGAAGCAGUUCCUCAAACGAACCAAACGAAACGUUAAACGUCUACCGCUGCAGGCCUGGAAGAGAUGGUGCACACAGAUACUGUCCGCUCUCAGUUAUCUCCAUGGCUGCGUUCCUCCGAUAGUACACGGCAAUCUGACCUGCGACACGAUCUUCAUACAACACAACGGGCUGGUGAAGAUCGGCUCGGUGGCUCCGGACGCGAUACAUCAUCACGUGAAGACGUGCAGGGAGAACAUGAGGAACAUGCAUCUGAUAGCGCCUGAAUAUGGAUCAUCACAAAUGGUAACCCCGGCCAUGGACAUAUACUCGUUCGGUAUGUGUGCCCUGGAGACGGCCGCUCUGGAGAUACAAGGGAACGGAGAGACGGGCAGCCAUGUGACGGACGAACAUGUUACAAGGACAGUGGAGUCAUUGGAGGAAACGAGGCAGAAAGACUUUAUAUACAGAUGCAUCAACAAAGACCCAUCAAAGAGGCCAACCGCCAGGGAGCUCCUCUUCCAUCCUCUACUGUUCGAAGUCCACUCAUUGAAACUGCUCGCAGCACACACGCUCGUCAACACUUGUGCGAAUAUAUCAGAGACGAUCACGGACGAGAUGAGUUCAGGCGGCGGAGUGGCGGCCUGGAGCAGCCGGGGAGGAGUGAGGAGCGAACUAGCGGCUCGCGACCUGCCGCACGCUGAGAAACUGGAGAAGUUUGUGGAGGACGUUAAGUACGGCAUCUACCCGCUGACCGCGUACGGGUCGUCUGUCCGGUCUUCGUCUCCGUGUGAGCGAGCCCGCGCGGCGUCCGAGAGCGCGCCCGCGUCCCCCGAGCCUCGCGCCCGGGACCUCGAGACACGGAGGGUCGUCAACAUGAUGUGCAGCCUCAAGCCCGCGCCCGCCGCCGCGCCCGCACCGCCCGCGACACCACACACACACGACCUGCUGAUGACGAUCCUGCUCCGUAUGGACGACAAGAUGAACCGCCAGCUGACGUGCGCCGUCACCAGGAGAGACUCCGCCGCCGCGCUCGCCGCGGAGCUGGUCGCGCUGGGGUUCAUACACGAGGCCGACCGCGACAAGAUCUGUCGAUUGAUGGAGGACUCUCUGCGAGGCAGCUUCGGCCAGCGAGUGACGCACGUGGCCAGCUAG
Messenger RNA from Danaus chrysippus (African queen), 1521 nucleotides. NCBI's taxonomy places the organism in Eukaryota, Metazoa, Arthropoda, Insecta, Lepidoptera, Nymphalidae. The record is from the annotation of a GenBank genome assembly.